UCUUUUGUGAUGCAUGUGACACUAAGGGACACUACAUUUCUUAUAUAUGUUCGACAUGCUGCGUCAUGGUCCAUAAGGAUUGCACUUCACUCCCACGCAUUAUCAAAUUUUCACGACAUGAUCACUGCCUAUUUCACAAAUAUUUUCUUGAAACACAGGAAUUUACAACGCAAGACUGCAAGAUUUGUUUCAAAGAAGUGAAAGUAGAGCGUGGGAGUUACUCUUGUGUGAAGUCCGGUUGCAAUUACAUUGUUCACGUGAAAUGUGCCUUGGAGGAUGACAGAUUUUACGAGGUGGUUGAGCGAGAAAGCCAAUGCGAGGAGCUCUAUGGAAGUUCAGCUGAGUCUACGCAGUCUUCCAUCACUCGCGUUGUUGAGGUGAGUGAAGAUGGGGAAGCCACAAAGAUUGAACAUUUCAGUCAUGAAGGUCAUUGCUUGGUGUUAGCAGACAAGAUGGAGGAGGAAACUGAUAGAAGAUGUGAUGGGUGCAUGCUACCUGUCUCAACUCUGUUUUAUUAUUGUUCUGAAUCAGAAUGCCAUUUCUAUCUCCACAAAAACUGUGCCGAGCUGCCAAGAGUAAAGCAUCAUUGGUUUCGUCAAUCUCCAGCCACUCUCGACUCCACAAGCUUCAUGUGGUGUGACUUGUGCAAACGACCUUGUAGCGGUUUCUUCUACGAAAUCGAAGGAUAUUUAGAAGUUUGCUUAAGGUGUGCUGACGUACCUGACGUGAUUGAAUUUCAAGGACACGAGCACUUGCUGUUUUAUGAUUUCAAAUGCAGGGAGCGAUGCAAUGGUUGUGGCGCUGACCCAGGUGAAGAAGGUGCAUUCAGAUGUGGAAAGUGCAGUUUUACUUUGGAUUUCAAAUGCUUAUCAUUACCACAAUCAGUUGUUCACAAAAUUGAUGAACAUCAGCUAAACCUCACCUAUCACGAUGAUAAUGAUUAUUCAAAGCAUCUUCGUUGUGAUAUAUGUGAAGGAAAAAGAGACCGGAGCCUCUGGUAUUAUUGUUGUUCGAUCUGUGAUACUUCUGCUCAUCCCGAUUGUAUUCUUGGAGAAUUUCCAUUUCUCAAGGAUGGGAUCACAUUGCCUCGUUAUCUUCACAGACAUCAUCAUGAUGUUCGGUUUCUUAGGAAGGCUGAGGACCACCCUAGCUGCUCGUUUUGCGGUCAGCGUUGCCGAAGAGAAAUUCUCAAGUGUACUGAGUCUACGUGCAACUAUAUUGCUCACUUCGAAUGUCGGUGGGGUAGAGUCUAA
Molecule: messenger RNA, 1253 nt
Organism: Hibiscus syriacus
Lineage: Eukaryota; Viridiplantae; Streptophyta; Magnoliopsida; Malvales; Malvaceae
Exons: 1
Coding region: 66-1253 (395 amino acids)
Source: RefSeq, a predicted model, not a curated record